Priapulus caudatus is the source of this 3630-nucleotide messenger RNA. Its product is annotated as microtubule-actin cross-linking factor 1-like. The transcript has 26 exons. Bases 123 to 3593 code for a protein of 1156 amino acids. NCBI's taxonomy places the organism in Eukaryota, Metazoa, Priapulida, Priapulimorpha, Priapulimorphida, Priapulidae. Gene Ontology annotation, molecular function: calcium ion binding; structural molecule activity; microtubule binding. The record is from RefSeq and is a predicted model, not a curated record. Gene Ontology annotation, biological process: wound healing; intermediate filament cytoskeleton organization. Gene Ontology annotation, cellular component: intermediate filament; membrane; cytoplasm.
AGGGCUUCAGCUCAGAGGUGCAGGAUCAGCUGCUCUGGCUGAGUGACAUCGACAGUCAGCUGAUCUCUACGAAGCCAUUCGGAGGUCUGCCGGAGUCGGCGCAGCAACAGCUGCUCAAGUUCAUGACCGUCUACAACGACCUUGAGGCGGGUCAGCCGCGCGUAGAGGUCGUGCUGUCUCAGGGAGAGGAGCUGGUCACCAAGCUGGGAGGAGAGACCGUCACCGGCCUCGAGAACAGUCUGAGAACGCUGAGGAACACGCUGGCCAGCGUCCAGGCUCGAGCCGAGGAGCGGAAGGGGAAGCUGGAGCUGGCAUUGAAGGAGGCGCAGGACUUCAACGACUCGCUCGAGGCGUUCCAGGUGUGGCUCGGCAACACGGAGAAAGCUCUGCUCGCUGCGAAACCAGUCAGCCGCGUGCUGGAGACGUGCGACACACAGGUGGAGGAGCAUGAGCUGCUACAGAUGGACAUUGGUCAUCAGCGGGAGGUGAUGCUGGCGCUGGACAAGACUGGCACGCACCUCAAGUACUUUGCGACGAAGCAGGACACGGCGUGCAUCAAGGGUCAGCUCUCCGGCGUGCAGGCGCGCUGGGAGAAGGUCGUCGUCAAGGCCGACGAGCGCGCACGCCACCUGGAGGCGGCGCACAAGGUCGCCAAGGAGUGUGAUCAGGAGGCGGCUGAGUUCCAGGACAUGUGGAGCGACCUCUGUGAUUGGCUGGCUGAGGCCGAGGAGGCCUUGAAGGGAGACGCGGGAAUCAGCAAUGAGCCAGAUAAGAUUCGACACCAGCUGAUCAAACACAGGGAGUUCCAGAAGUUACUCAACAACAAGAUGGUAGCCUAUGACAUGACCAUGAAGAAGGGCAAAGUGCUGAAGGAGAAAGCGCCCUCUACUGACAUCGCUGCGAUACAGUCAAUGCUGAACACACUGAAGAACAGCUGGAAUGGAGUUUCCUCAUUAGCCGUUGAGAGACAGAGGAAGCUGGAGGAGGCGCAGGCGUUCUCGGGGCAGGUGAAGGAAGCAAUGAAGUCUCUGCUGGAGUGGCUUUACAAGGUGGAGCCGACGCAGGCGGAGCAUCUACCCGUCCGCGGCGACAUCGAGACGGUCAAGUCACUCGCUGACCAGCACAAGGCGUUCCGCCACGAGCUCGUCAUCCGCUCACAGAGCGUCGACACCGUGCAAAAGUCUGCGCAGGAGCUGCUGGAGAAAUCGAGCGACGAGGAGGGCAGCGUCCACCUCCAGGGGGAGCUACAGGAGCUGACGGCGAUGUGGGACAGCGUUUGCAAGCUGAGCCUCGCCAGGCAGGAGCGCAUCGACGUAGCUCUCAGACUGGGCGAGGAUUUCCGUGUGUCGGUGGACGCCUUCCUGGAGUGGCUGUCGGACGCCGAGCUGGAGCUAUGUCACGCUGGUCCGCUGUCCGAGGACGAAGACAUCAUCAAGGAACAGCUCGACGACCACCAGCGGCUCGUCGCGCAGCUGGCUGAACACGAGGGGGCGCUGAAUCACUGCAAGUCGCUCGGCGACGAGAUCAUGGCCCAGUGUCACCCGGAGGCUGAGAGAUCGAUGAAACACUGGCUGUCCGUCAUCCAGCAACGCUGGGACGAAGCUAACGCGUGGGCUUCACAGCGCGAGGACCGCCUCUACAAGCAUCUGCAGGGAUUGAAAGACAGCGCACACAUGCUGGAGGAACUGCUAGCAUGGCUGAUCCGCGCGGAAGAUGACCUCAGGUCACAGGACGCGAAGCCAAUACCGGACAACCUGGAGGCUGUGCAGAAGCUGAUGCAGGAGCACCAGUCCUUCCAGGGAGAUAUGAUGUCCAAGCAACCGGAGGUGGAACAGAUAACCAAGUCCGGCAAGCGUGCGGCCCCAGCCACCAGCACACCAGCAGCAGGCAAGAAGGGCAAGCAGAGCCCGGACAAGCAGGACCCGAAGGUCGCUGAGCUGUUUAACAAGUGGCGCGGCGUCUGGCUGCUGGCGAUGGAGCGACAGCGUAAACUCAAUGACGCCUACAACAGCCUCAUGGAGAUCGAACGACUCAAGAACUUCAAGUUCGACGACUGGAGGAAGCGGUAUUUGGACUGGAUGGACUACGAUAAGGGUCGCAUGGCGGAGUUCUUCAGACGGCUUGACAAGGACCGCGACGGUAAAGUCACGCGUGAUGAGUUCAUCAAUGGCAUCCUGAAGUCAAAGUUUCCCACCUCACAGCUGGAGAUGGGAGCCGUGGCGGACAUCUUUGAUAAAGACGCUGACGGAUUCAUCGACUACAAGGAGUUUCUGGCGGCACUCAAACCGGACUUGGACAGACCGAAGCCGAAGUCAGAAGCUCAGAAGAUAGACGAUGAGGUCCAGAGGCAGGUGUGUCAGUGCACCUGCCCCCACCUGUUCAUCGUGCACCAGAUCGGAGAAGGAAUGUACAGAUUUGGUGACUCUCAGAAGCUCCGCCUAGUGAGAAUUCUGCGAAGCACGGUGAUGGUUCGAGUUGGUGGCGGCUGGAUGCCGCUGGACGAAUUUCUUGUCAAGAACGAUCCAUGCAGAGCGAAGGGUCGCACGAACCUGGAGCUGCGUGAACAGUUUAUCCUGGCUGAGGGCGUCGCGCAGAGCAUGGUCGCGUUCAAGACGAAGAGUCCGGCGGGUAGUAGCCAUGGCUCCACACACAGCGGCUACAGUGCAGGCUCGUUCAGCUCCUGCUCCUCCACCCCAGGUUCCUCCUCCAAGCACAAGACGUCGACGCCGCUCAGCAGGAAGGUUCACAGCCAGCACGUGGCUCAGAGGAAGGCUGCGGCGAGCCCGGACGGCAGCGACACCAGCUCUCUGAACAGCGCCAGCUUCGCGACGUGCGCCGCGGGGCACCUCGCCGCGCAGCACUCGCCCGAGGGCGUGAAGCCUGGAUCUCGGACGUCGUCUCAGGCUGCGAGUCGAUCAAGCAGCCGAGCGUCCAGUAGAACUCCGAGCCGGGCGGGCAGCGAACAAUCGCUGUCAGAGCUAUCGUCGCACAGUGAGCCGUUGCUGGAUCAGGUGGAGACGACGCUGUCACCCGUUCGCACGUCAACGCACGGCGGCAUUACCAUGCGUGAGCAGGUAUGUAUGGAAUCGUGUACCGGGGGGAGAAAUACACAUUUUUCCGGAAAUAGCCGAACGGUACACGGUGGAUUGGGUCGAAUUGUUGCCGCGGUUGAGAAGCCGCUGCGACAAUGUCUCCUGGUCAAGAACGAUCCGUGUGUAGCGAAGGGUCGCACGAACCUGGAUCGGCGUGAACAGUUCACCCUGGCUGAGGGCGUCGCGCAGAGCUUCUCCUCUACCCCUGGUUCCUCAUCCAAGGUUGUGGCACGGUCCGGCCGCACACGAUCCCGGCGCGCACCAUCCCGCAGCGAACCUCGCCCUCCACCGGCGCCACCUGCCAACCCACCCGCGUCUCCGACCAAGUCCGCGAGUCCCUCGUCGUCGAUGACGACCACCCGCACGUCGUCGCCGGCGCCCUCUGCGAGGUCAGGGGUCAAGGCCACGGUGAGGUCGGCGGCGCACUCGACCCCGGGUCGCGCGAGCAAGAUUCCGGCGCCGAAAGGAUCGGCGAGUAAAAUCCCCGCGCCGAAGCCGUAGAUGGCGCCACCGGGAACCGGACCGGGGAGAGCGCCAU